Molecule: messenger RNA, 5169 nt
Organism: Diabrotica balteata
Lineage: Eukaryota; Metazoa; Arthropoda; Insecta; Coleoptera; Chrysomelidae
Source: the annotation of a GenBank genome assembly
AUGUCUGAACCUGGUUCAAAUUCUGUGGACAAUGAUACAAACACCAAUGAUUACAAUAUAGAUAAUUCAGAUCCUCCAUACACACCAAAUAGUGACAUGAGUACUGACACUGACAAUUCAGAUAGUUCCAAGCAAUCAGAAUCAUCUGUGAAUAGUUCAAUCUCAGAGGAUAAUCAAGUAUCCUUUGACAAACAGAUAGACGAAACUUCAGAUCAAACGAACUUGAAUAAGUCAAGAGAACUUAAAUCCAUACUAGCUUUAUCUAAAGAAGCUAAUUUAAAAACUGAUAUAUCACAUAAAAGGAAAAAAGAUUUAAAAGUUUUGUCAAGAGGGACUUUUGUGUAUUCUGCUCCGAAGAGACCCAUAAGAAUGUCAUCAGAUAAAAAAGAUGGUAGUAUUAAAUUUCCUGUUACAGCUGAAACAGAACUAGAGGACUCACAUGAAUCUGAUGCAAAGUCUGAUAGUGAUAGUCAUAGUGUUAUAAAGAGAAAAAGAGAUACUUCUAAUGAAAGUAAAGAAAGAGCUUUAUCAGAAGAGAGUGAUAGAAGGGGUAAAAAAGGUCUAAUUGCUGAUUACAAAGUUUUUAAGAUCAAUAAAGAUUCUUUUUGUUGGCGAUGUCAUCGAGACGGUGUGAAUAUCGAUUGUGAAACCUGUCCCAGGACUUUUCACCAUAAAUGUCUAAAACAAUCAAUAACUGAUGAUGAGCAUUGGCCAUGUCCAGAGUGUGUAGGCAUAUUACGAGCCGAAAGUAGUCAAACAAGGAUUAAGUCUAUGAAAGGGAUGCCUAUAUCGCAUCUAAGUAGCCUUCUUGAUUUUGCUUUAAAAAGGAUGAUACAAUGUCAAGGGUCGGAACCAUUUAUGAAUCCGGUAAGUGAGAAUGAAUUUCCUGAAUACAAGAAAUAUAUCAUACAGCCUAUGGAUUUAUCAGUGUUAAAGGAGAAUAUUGAAAAUAACCUCUAUGGUAGUGUCCAGGCAUUUGAAGCUGAUGCCAAAUGGAUAUUGCAUAACAGCAUUAUAUUUAACUCUUAUCAAUCCAAAUUGACUACAGCCGCAAAGAAUAUGCUUAGAAUUUGCAAACAGGAAAUGAUGGAAAUAGAAAACUGUCCGAGCUGCUAUUUGAAAGCGAAUGUCAAUCAAGAUACGUGGUUCGUGGAAGUUUGUCCAAUUCCUCAUAUUCCUGUGUGGGCAAAACUCAAAGGCUUUCCUUAUUGGCCCGCCAAGGCGAUGUCAGUCAAUUCUUCCGGUUUGAUAGACGUUAGAUUUUUUGGUGCACAUGACAGAGCUUGGGUCCAUUGGAGGGAAUGUUAUCUUUACUCGGAGAGAGAUCCAAAUACUUUUAAACAGAAGAGAUAUGACAUAGAAAAAUGCGUAGAGGAACUAGUUGUAUACGUAGAGAAUUUAAAGAAAAUCUACGGCGAUUUCCGUUACGCUCCAUUCAGAACACCCGUAGAUCCGUCAAACCUAACGAGGCAAUUGCAAGUAUUCCUGCCCAAAUAUAAAUCCAUGACUGGUCGGCGAACGACUACAUUAAAAGAACCCAUGGAGGUUAAAAUAGAGCAAUCACAGGAAGCUCAAUCAGAAAAUUCCACAACAGAAGACAACUCCACCAAAGAAGCCAACUCCACAAAAGAAGACAACUCCAUCAAAGGAGAAGGUAUGGAUAUCACGACUGAAGGUUAUGAUUCCGACAACGAAAAGCCGACGCAAAUAAACUUGGAAUCCAAGGAAAGUAAAACUAAGCCAAGCACAGCGAGUGAAUCAAUCGAAGAUGAAGAUGAUAUUGAUGAUACACAAGUACCUUCCAAUGUUUCGAUAGAAUGUUCUACACCUAAAGGAUAUACAAGAAGUAGAAGAAAAGGUUCCUAUACAAUUGACACAAAAGGAAGUUCAUGUAAAUCAUGCGACAAUCAUUCUCCUACCGAAGAAUCUUCAACGCCAAAGAGAUUAAACAAAAAAUACAGUGUUCACAGUGCAAAAAUCGACUCAAAUCAAUUAUCGAAUAAAUCAGAUAAAAUCCAUCGAUUGGCUUGUUCAGAUGUUACAGAAAUUAGUUUAGAAGCGUCAGAUAACAUCCACAUUGCGAACGGUGAAAACGUUGAUAUCAAGAAGAAACCGGUACAAGUUGAUAUCAACAAUAAAGAGAUUUCUAUAUCUCCGAUUAAAUUAAAAAUGGUUUCAAUAAUGAACGUACCCGAAAAAACUACAGAAACUAUUUGUACCACGGAAGAAAAAGAAACUGUAAUCGCUAGUAAUGAAACUAAUAAUAAAACAAAUAAAGAACACGACAGUGAUAUGCCAGAAAGUAGUGCCAAAAGUGAGCCAAAAGCAAAAGUGAUUCAACCUGCAAUUACAGAAUUUUUGAUAAAUAGAAUUUCAAAAGUCGAUGCUGGCAAAGAAAAGCCUGCACAUGAGACAAAUACUGUACAUAAAGAGCAGUUAGUUGGUGGUGCAGGUGGAGCGCAUAACGGGUUAGAUGCGAUGGACGUAGAUUCAUUGGAAGAGAUAACAGGAGAAAAAACGGUGCCGGUAAAUGCAAAUAUAGAACGGAGCAAACCCACAGCAAAAGAGAGCAACAUUGCAGUUUCUAAAAACGUAGAAACAUGUGAAGUUAAAGAUGAAGGAGUUGAGAUAUCAGAAAAAACUGAAAAGCUCCCUAUAGAAAAUAAAAAGGAAACUCUCUGUGUUAGAACUGUCAAUACUUCAAACAGGCCCAUGGUUGACGUACAAAACAAAAAUAAAGAGGUAGGAACGUUACCAGAAAGCAAUCGUCAGCCGGAACAGCCUGUCAAAACUGUGGAAAAAGUUAAACCUGUCGUAGAGUCUAAAGCACCUACUGAUGUACCAGAAAAAACAGCUGUCACUUCAGAACAAACCACUAAAAUUGUUGAUGAUACUUCACCAUCAUUGACAGAUAACGAAGUUAUGGAAGAAACCAAUGCCGAGGACCUGUUAUCGGAUCCAAAGAAAAUCUUCGAUGUUAUACAUUCGUCUCUUAGCUCAAUAAAAGAUGUGAAAAUCAACAUAGAAAAUAAAAACGAUACACAUGAACAAAAAGUCUCUUCAGAUGAACCAAACAAAGAUAAAGAAGUUUCUAAGAAGAGAAAAUUGGUUGGCGACGAGGUGUCUUACAAUCCAGCCAAAGUAGUCAAAUUAGUUCCUAUAGAAAGUAUUAUGAAUAAAAAAAGUCACGAUCAAGCCUCUCCUGAGAAAAACUCCAAUGAUAUACGGCCAAGUUCAGACUCGGAUACGACGAAUCCACUUGAAAUGGUCGUAGAGGAUAUCAAAAGUGAACCAGAAAGUGAGGAAGAGUUUUCUGAAGCGAAUCAAAAUCUGGAAGAAAAGAUGAAAUAUCUGUCCGCCUUGAACAUACACGAAAAGACUGUGGAGAGGCAAAAGCAGGAGAAGAAUGAAAUUAGGACCAGGUCUAAAGCUGAGGAAAAAAGAGAAAGGUUUAAAGUCGUGGAUAACUUAACUCGAAUAAUUGAUGACGUAGCACUAAACUACAGCGCAAAACAUGGUGGCGAUAAAUCAGCACCGAAGAAACCAGAACGAAGAAAAAGUAGUAGUAGUAGUUUUCCCACAGAAGGAGAAAUAUCGGUUAAGUCAUUUGCCAGACUACCCAGUACUUCCCCCUCUAUCAAACAGAGAGCCAGAAAAACGUUUCCUAUUCCCAUGUAUAUUUCGCCUAAUUCCAAAAACUCUCUCUUAAAAAAAGACUUUGCUGUAUUAAGAAGAGAACCCAACAGACAAUUAAAUGCAGGCCAGGAUAUGUCUACAAGUCAGAUCGUUGUUACUGAUAAUUCUAAAGUUACUACUCUACCAACGUCCACCAAAACUACUGUUGCUGUGACUUCGGUUGCGUCAGUUACCACAUCUUCCAUCAGUUUGAUUUCGCAAGCUUCUAUUGUCGCCCAAACCUCGCCUUCGGUGAAUCUAUUAACCGCGCCUCCCUUGAAUGUAAUACCAUCUCCAGCAGUUAACAUACUACAGACACAGAACGGAGGAGAACUGACCACAAAUAUUACAUCUCAAGCUUUGACCAUGGGACAUGUGUUUUUGAUGCCUAGCGGCGGAAUGAACUACUGCACUCCAAUUAUCAGCACGGUAGCACAACCGGCUCCAUCUUUGGUACCUACUCCUAAUGUAUCACAAUCUCUCAAAAAGAGUAUUACUACACCAAAUUUGAAGACGUCUCAAAACUAUAUUCCACCUGAUGAUAUCGAAAUUAUUGAUUGCGAUCCUCCCAUGCACGUUGUUAUGCCAAAUCCAGUAAGUAAUCGUACAGCCAAUCCAUCUACUUCGGUCCCUAAACCGAUAACUCCACCUUCGGUGCCAACAACGACGCCCACAAACACCGAAACGGUACCCACGGCAACAGUUGCAGGACCUUCAACAUCAGCUUCUACGUCGGCUAGGACACCUGUUUCACAAAAAGACGACGAACUGUCAAUUCUUCAUGGACUGUUGCCUGAGAACAUGAGUCGAGUGGUGAACCAGCUCCUAUUAAAACCACCUCCACGGUUAAAACCCAGACCUCCCGGAGUUCUCAGCAGAAUAUACGAUGAAGGCGUUCCUAGCUCAGCAGGAGAUGUUACCUCUAGAAUUAAUUCUAUAGCUCACAGGAUGACCGACUACUUCAGGGGAAUGUUAAUAGAAACACUCGAAGACUUUGGAAAAGCCGCGCAUCCGGAAGCAAAAAUUACCAGUUUGCAAUUAGAAAUGGAAGCCCUAAAGCAUCGGCAUGAAUUGGAAAUGACGGAAGUGAGAAACGCCAUGACGAGUAUUCUUCAAAACGUUCAAAAAAGAGUCAUGGAAGAAAGGACGAUCAUUAUAGAUAAAACGAAGGCUGAGUGCGAAGCAGAAGCCAUACGUAGGGUGGAAGCGGCCAAACUGAAGCAAUGGUGUGCAAAUUGUCCGAAAGAAGCCCAAUUUUACUGUUGUUGGAACACCAGUUAUUGCGACUACCCCUGCCAGCAGAAACACUGGCCCCAGCACGCCCCCAAAUGUACACAAGACGUAGAAAAGACGUCGGGAACAGCACCAGGUCCGCCGAAUAGGCCGUCGGCUCCUCUUAUAUUACGACCUGCAUUGCCGCCGAAACAGGGAAUGGGGGUGAGUUUUUUUUGUAGGCUACGUUGUGGGUCCGGUUUGGAACGUUCAAGUUCGUAG